Messenger RNA from Asterias rubens (European starfish), 2790 nucleotides. Its product is annotated as complement C1q tumor necrosis factor-related protein 3-like. NCBI's taxonomy places the organism in Eukaryota, Metazoa, Echinodermata, Asteroidea, Forcipulatida, Asteriidae. The coding region runs from base 471 to 1331 and encodes 286 amino acids. The record is from RefSeq and is a predicted model, not a curated record. The transcript is spliced from 2 exons. Gene Ontology annotation, molecular function: protein binding.
GUAGUAAAUGCCACACUCAUGUGAACUUGGAUCAAUUUUACCUCAAAUCACGCUUCGACAAGCCGUUUUUGUCAGGAAUCUUUUUCUUGAGUCAGGACUAAAGGUGAAUUUCGACAGGGCUGUUUAGUUGUUGUGGAUGAUUCCCUGAUAAACAAUUGCUGCAACUGACUUUAUUGGAAUAGCGUCACAGUCAAGGACGUGUGAACAACUCAAGUGUUUGAGCGCAGCUCAAGAAUUCAACUGAAACAACUUUCAUUUUGUGUCCAGAGGACGUGUCAACUCACAGAGAUCUCCUCAAAAGUAAAAUUGUCGGUGGCCGAAUAAGACAUCCGUUUCCGAGAUACCGACAAAUAGUGUUCAGAAAUUUUCAGUGCUCAGAAGUGUUCAGUGUUCAGAGUGGAUUGUUACGCACUGGAGAUCUGAACUAAAAACUCGUCGUCAAGUUUGAUUUUUGAAGUUAUCUAUUGACAAUGAUGGAGAAAAUUGUGCUUGUGAUGGUACUGUUAGCGUUUGUGACACAGGAUGUCGUAUCUGGUUUUGCCAGAUCAUCCUCAACGAGGUCAGCUUCCUCCAGGGGGGCGGAGAUUGCCGAUGCCGCGCCAACGACGAGUAACACCGAGGGACAAUGUGGGUCGUGUUGCAUGCAGGGGCCAGCAGGCCCACCAGGUCCCCCUGGUACCCCCGGUGCAGCUGGCAUGCAUGGAAUCCCUGGUAACCACGGUGGGAAUGGGAUGAACGGGAUGCCUGGACCGCCAGGACCAAAAGGGGAAGCUGGUGACAGGGGUGAGGCAGGUCCACGUGGUGACCAGGGUGAAUCCGGUCCAGCCGGCAUCGCAGGACUCCAAGGUCGCUCUGGUGAGAGACAUUCACCAAGCGAGCAGCAAGCUAACGUACUCGCCCCGUCCACGGUCCCGACUCCAGCGUUCCAUUCUGCGUUCUCUGUGGCCCGUACGACGACCCUAGUCGCCCCGUCGGACAGAGAUGUCAAUAUCAAGUACGAGCACGUCUUCAGUAACAUCGGUCAACAUAUGGAUCUUAAAACCGGCAUUUAUAGGGCCCCUCGACAUGGCGCCUACACCUUCCUCAUCAACAUCCACAUGGCGUCGACCACAAACAGCCCUUACGUGAAAUUGAUGCACAAUAACCACAUGCUUCUCGCGGUUCAUGAUUACGACGCCAGCGAUGCGUACGACUCUGCGAGUAACAGCUUAAUCAUCGAGCUAGAAGAGGGAGAUCAGGUUUGGCUGCAGCUCGACAUGGGGAACGAAGUUCACAGUAACUCAAAUCGCUACACUACGUUCUCUGGAAACAUGCUAUUUGAACUGCCUUAGAAUUGUAACUCCAUGAGGAAUAUAGAGACAGUUUUACAAUUCCUCAAACUCAGCAUCCACUUAUAACAAUAAUCAUAGUAGACAAUAAAUUGUUCUAAUGACACUCUGGGAAAUCGUCUGCAAAACCCAGGCCUGGAAUUUCAUCUGUGAGAGGGCAAGACCACAUUCAAUUUGCAAUUGGGGCAAUUCCAUUCGAAAAUGUUCACGUCUAUCUUUUAAAGGGGUAUCAACCAAGACCAGGGCAAUGGUGUAAUUCCAGGCAUGAACAAAACUGUAUGUAUUUCCUUAUUAUGGGUAAAUAUAUUGUCAUCAAACCCAGUCUUUUUUGAGUCAUCAAGUUAUAAGAGGCUCUUAAAAUCAAAAUUUACAAAAACGUAGAAGAAACUCCUUGUUGUACACAUAUAUAAAACCAAAACUCUAAAAAGCAUCAAGUGUCCACUUUUAUGAUCUCUGCUUACUUCUGACAUCUACGCUUGCGAUUACCAUUCUUCGCUUACAGGUGCGCAGACUUUCUGCGCUAGCUAUGUAAGCAAAGAAUGGGUAGUAACGUGAAGUAUACAGGCGCACAAGCAAAGGUUCCCUCCUAAUACCUGCAAACACACUGCUUUAUUUUUUGAAUCGCAAAUCGCUCAAUAUUAUUUGAAUAUAAAUGUACAUACAACAAAGUAAAAAUACAGGGUGCUUUAUGUACAGUGAAGCUGUACAUCACAGGAAAACGACCAUUUUGGAAAUGUUUACACGCAAGGCUAUGAGAGUGAAAGCGAGGCUUGUGGUGAAAAUAGUAUGGUGCUUAUGAUGGACUGAUUCUGUAAUAGUUAAUGUCAAGCAUGCCUAUCAGGAACAAGACAAAGAUGGCAGCUGUUAAAAUUGAUUUAGAUUUGAGUUGUUUAUGUAUUUUUAGAUUAAAAAUAAGUAUCUAGCUUUGUUAUGAUCGAAAGCAAAUUGAAUGCUAUAAAAUAAAUUGGUGUGGAAAUUUUGAAUAACUUUUUGAGAAUUUAUUUUUUGAAACUAAAACAUAAUGUCCCUAUUUUACACCACUGUUCAAGAAUCAAUCAUUACUGUUCUCCUGAAGAAAUCAUCUUUACCUUAAAGUAUCAGACUUUAAGGUUUGUCAAGAAAUGUUACAAAUUAUUGCUUCUAAUAAUAUGGUAUUAUUGUUAUGUUUUAAUUUCAACUUGAAACUUUGUAAGCGACAGAUAUUCUAUGAAAUAUUAGGAUUUGUUAAGUAACCUUGUAAACUGCAUUUUUUUUUUACUAUUUAUCUUUAAGGUAAUGUUUAGAAGUAUCAACUGUAAUUUGGGGGUAUUUAAAGUAAUUUAAUAUGACUCAUUUAAAAAAAAACGAAAUCAAAAUGGAUUGAAUAAAAGGGACUUGGAUUCAGAGCAAAGAACAUUGCAACAUAAAAUCUAAAAGGCAGGGUAUACUUUUGGUAACUUUCACAGACCAACAUAUAAAAAAA